AUGUCAUCCUCCGAAUGGGAGUCCUAUGUGAAGUAUAGCGAAGAUGGGAGCAAGCGUUGGGGAAAGAUCUUGACACUCCUGGGCCUCCGGGGAUUCAACGGCGAGGAUGGGAUACGAGAGGUAUAUACCACCGCCAGUGCCUUUUUGGCCUGGAGAGAGUUGGAGACCCGCAGUGGCAGAAUAGUCCCGCAUUUGCCAGAUCUUCUCGAAGGCUGCGACUUUCACUGGGAAUACGAGGCAAGAGACACGAGGUUUGAACCUCUGGAAGCUGUUCGGCAGUUAAUGUUGGCUACCGAAAUAGAAACAAAAGAGGAAUUGGCAAUGGGUCAGGCAAUCUUGGAAGAUACCAGUCGACCGCACAACCCAUCACCAUUGCCAGUUGAGAAUGCUACCCAUGGUUCCCUCGGUGAUGUCCUGGUUGCGAACACUACUGACACAACUAGUACUAAUCUACCCAGCAAGUCGCCAUCUCAGCAACCCACAGCACAACCGUCGUUGUCCCCAUCGCAACGUCCAUCUGGACUUCCUUCCUCGGCUCCCUCAAACUUCGCUUCGGAACCUCCACCUCCUGAUCCCGCCGUGACACCCCCCGAUGUUACAGCCUCCCCCCAAGCAAACACAGAUGAAGAGCCUACUCAUACACGUCCGCCGCGAAGAACGGAUCCUCCCAGGACCCUGCCCCCAAGGGACUCUGAUCGACCGCUGACAGAGGAACAAUACAUGUACUGGGACAUGGACAGAGGCAACAGCGGCGCAAACAACAAUAAUAAGGAACAAUCUACUCGAUUCCUGCAGCGGUUCUUGGCAAACAAUGAGACCAAAGUCUCCACCAGUGGCAGUCCUUUUACUUUUCUCCAUCCCUUUGCCAUGGUGGGAGCGUUUAGCUCGCGCGUCUCUUCCUACGUUGGCUCUUUGGGGAACGCUCUAGAAAUUCCACAAGUGUCAGGUUCGGCUACAUCUGCGGACCUGGAUGUUCUACCGCUCUUUGCAAGAACCGUCCCCAAGGAUGAUGCCAUGGCAGAAGCGUUUGUCCACUACAUGCAGUCGCUCAAUGUCACCCAUGUAGCCAAUGUCUAUGCUCGAGAUUCCUACGGUACCCGGUUUCAUCAAUCGCUUCAAAAAUAUUCGGAUGCUUCCGGAGUGCGGCUCGUUGGAAUCCCUUAUAACCCGGGGCACGAAAGUUCCGUGGUCAAUCUUUUGAAAGACUCUCAAAUGCGCUACGUCUUUGCCACUAUCGUGGAAUGGCGAGACUUGAUUCGGGUCGCCUACGAAGGGGGAGUCCUUGGUGUUCCGGGCUAUGCUUGGUUUCUAUCGGAGAAAUUUUCAUUAUUGAGCGCUCACAUCGACAAGGCAACUGACAGUACCGGUAGCGUGGCCCAUGGCCUUUCGGGGAUUGGUUUGGUCAAUGUUCAUGGGGAACCACGAGAGGAACUCGCCGUUGCCUUGAUGGAGUUUGCCAACUUCCACCAUGGCAACCACACUAGUAUGAAUCAAAACACCAGCCAUCUUACGAACAACUACACAGCCCUGCAACAACAAUUCAUUGACAGCCAUGCCCAUCCAGAAGAAUUCGAAGGUUACGUCUUUCCGCCCUACGCAGCAACCUUGAACCAGUACCUCUACUUUGAUGCUGUCAUUACAUUGGGUUUGGCGGCGUGCCGCACACCCGGCUUGUUUUCCGGCCGAGAACUCUACGAGCAACUCGUGACGCUGGAUUUUGAGGGAGUGACGGGAAAUGUGUCAUUUGACUCUUACGGAAACCGUAAUUUUGAAGGAGUGCAGUACAGAAUCGACAAUCUAUGGUUGAGUGAAGAUCGAUCAGAUGCAUUGCACUAUCAUUUCGACAGCAGAAUGACUAGCAUUGUUGCGGGUUCCAAUGUUACACACAUCGCUCCAUUUCAAUUUCCCAACGGUGUGAACCAGUUGACGACAACUGUUCCGGCGUCUUUGCCCCCUGUGGAACACGACUAUAACUACCUCCAACCGUGGGCUCGAGGCCUGAGUUUUUUCUUGGGGUCUGCAGUGAUGGUGUUUUGUUUGGUCCUUACUGCUUGGACGUGGCAGAAACGAAAUGUCUUUGUAAUCAAGGCUGCUCAGCCGCCGUUCUUGAUGCAAUUAUGCUUGGGUUGCUUGAUUAUGACUUCUGCCGUGUUCCCCGCGUCAUUUGCUCCAGGUGGGGAAGACGAAAACACCAACCGAUUCAAGUACAAUGCAGCUUGCAACGUAGUGGUGUGGCUACUCUGCUUGGGAUUUGUGACCGCCUUUUCUGCCAUCCUUGCAAAGUGUUGGCGAUUGAACAAGCUGAUCAAUUCUGGCAAAGCAAUUCGGAGAAUCCAAGUCAAUGCCGGAGAUGUGCUUCGGCCGUUUUUUACUCUUUUGACAAUCAACGUGUGCAUGCUGCUGGGGGUGAUGUUUGUUGCGCCAUUUGAAUUUCAAAGAAUCCAACUCAAUGAUCAAGAUGCUUUCGGCAGGUCAGUCGCGUCCUAUGGGACCUGCGGAGCAUCGAGCAAUCUUAUCUGGAUGUUUUUGGUUCCCAUUAUGAUGGCCAAUACGGCGGGCGUUUUAAUGGCUGCAGUGCAGUGCUAUAAAGCUCGAGGCUUGCCCUUGGACUUUUCAGAGACUCACUACCUUACGAUCAGCAUGGCAAGCUUGAUGGAGACAGUCGUUUUGAGCACGCCGGUGCUCUUUGCAUUGAGGACCGAACCCACGUCCUUUUAUGUCUUUGCUUCCGUGGCUGUCUCCUUCUUCUCGCUCUCAAUCCUAGUGCCCGUGUUUCUUCCCAAAUGGUGGUUACGAAACCAAAAAGCACAAAACGGUCGAACACAAGCCAAUUUGAUCGCUGGUAACAGGAGUCGGACUAGCUCGAAUCCAAACGCAACCUCACGAUUUACCAAUCCUCAAGCCAGUCAGUUCAUCGGGACGCAGCGAAAUGUGUCUCAGUUCAAUGAAGAUUAUCUUACUGCAUCUCAGAGAGAUGCGUUGGGUCUGGACCUAGAUUGUGACAGUGAUGCCCAGUCCUCACGUUCUUCAGGAUCCAGCUAUGGCGUUCUUCGAAUCCAUCGGCGAGAUGAAAAGGAUGCCAAGAGCUCCAAGGCCAAGAGCACAUACUUCUAA
Messenger RNA from Seminavis robusta, 3114 nucleotides. The record is from the annotation of a GenBank genome assembly. Lineage: Eukaryota; Bacillariophyta; Bacillariophyceae; Naviculales; Naviculaceae.